AACAAUUAUUAUUAUACCUCAGUAUGUUUUUUCUAUAUAAAAAAGAAUGAAAUAUUUGUGCUAUUUCAUUCCACAGACUAUUUGCCAGUCAAUAGUUUCAAAGACUAUUACCCCGGUCAAAAGUUUUAUAAACAUAUUUCCCGUACUUUUUCAUAUUAAUUUUUCAUUGGACAACAAUAACGUCAUCGACUAUUCUGCUUGGAUUUGUGCGCUUGGCAACGUUAAACUCUGAAAUAUCGUAAACGUUAUAAUCUGUAUGUAUCUGUCGUAAUUUCAAAUUAUAUUACUUACCAGAAGCAAUUGAAAAAGAAAAUCUACGCGACAUAUUUUAAGAACUAAAACAUGUAAUGUAUGGUAUUGGUCUGUCGUCGUCUUCAUAAUCUGGGAUUGCUUUGGUGUACGGUAAAAUAUUUUAGCUAAUGUUGAUCAUAUGCACGGCAAUUUUUACACAAGGAUUCCUGGUCUUGAUUACAGUAAAUAGAUUAUUGAUAAAUACCACACAGGGAAAAAAACCUGAUAGUUCAUCUUGUACAUGUCUAUGUGAUCAUUUUUUUUUCAAGUGGUGUAUGUAGUCUUUUUAGAAAGUUGUUUUUUUCGGUAUAAUAAAACACUUAAUGACUGGUUAUGAGGGUAACAGCAAGUUUGUUGUCCCUUUAAAACUAACUAUUGCCCUCGGCUUCGCCUCGAGCAAUAGUUGGUAUCUCAGGGACAACAAACUUGCUAUUACCCUCAUACCCAGUCUAAAGGUGUAUAAUGUUGACGUUAAGCUUGUGUACUUUUAAAUAUUCAACUACGUUAAUCGAACUCUCUAUCUGAUUACUAUCGCCAGUAAACCGGCAUUUGUUUCAGCAAUUAUCUAUUUCCCGCGAAAAAGGUUCUGAACAAGUAUGACCGAUGACAGAUUAUGUUGUUUGGCCAUGUUUCACGUCCAUCGUACGGACAAUGUCGGGCAAGUAAACGCAGAAGCUGUUCUCAAACAAUGGGAUCUAAGUGGCACAAGAAAGGUCGAACUAGCGUUCAUAGACAAUGACUAGCUUCCAUUCUUUGGUCUUUAUUAAAUUUUGUCAACAUGUGUGUUAUUUUUAUUGCAGCGUUAACCACACACACUUGUCCCGCUUUUUCUACUAUUAAACAUGUACCCUACUGUAAAUGGAUAUAUGUUUUGAUGGAACAAAAUUCGAGGCAAGUAUCUAUCAGCCGGCUCUGGUUGCCUAACGCAUUUCUUCAUACAGUAAAUAUGAAACACAAACGAUAAAUAUGAUACAAAAAUGGAUGUUACAAGAUAUAUUUCGAACCCUAAUACUACAAUUUUGGCCGGGGGGCUUGGCCCCCCCUGGGCCCCCACUACCUAGGGGGCCUCAGUCGGCGGCCCCAAGACCCCUGCCUCGUCUGUUUUUGAGACCUAGUUACGGCCCUGUAGAUUUAAUGCAAGUCAAACAUUUUCUUUAAACGAUGAUUUUUUUUUUAAUUUCUUUAGAAAUAAAGUAGUUAUAUGUUAUCAAAUAAAACUAUAUUACAUCAUUCUUGGCUUAAAUGCUCUUUGCUUGUAAAGAUAUUUGAAUGCACACGAAUAUAAAUUGGAUCCGAAUCGUAAUCAAACACAUGACACAUCAUUUAUAACGAGAUAUUUUUAUAUUUCAUUAGGAAUAAAUUGUAAGCUGAUAUUUAAAAAAAAUCGCCUACGCAAUAUUUACUACAUGUAUCAUUAACGUAAAAAAACAGUAGAAAAAUACCGUUUACGAUAUUUGGCAAGAUUUAAACGUUUGCGGAUACAAAACUGUAAUCGUAUAAAAGAUGUACGACUCCCAAUCGUACCCGUCUUAUCAUAGGAUUUCUGAAAUAGUUGACCUUAGUGUUUCGACUACCAAAGAUGAAACACAUACAUGUAUACCUAUUUCAAGAAACAUAUAACCGUCUUAUCUAUUGGCCUUCUUUCGAUGAUUGGCAGAACUUUCAAGGUGAGUGGCCAAAACUUCCACUUCGAUAUGCAGUAGGGCUAUCGACGGAAAGCUUGUGGCCGAUAAUGGAACUACAAGAAUAGUAUUUCCCAGGACACAGACAUUGUGACUGAAUUCACACUCUAGUUGUAAUAUUGAACGAAGACAGGAAAUGUUAUGUUGAGUGCGGAUUUCUUUGGCAUCAGCAAUAUAUGUUGAUAAGAAAUAUAGGACAAGAAUUACCUUUCCCGACUGAGCUGUUUUUGCUAGGCGACAAAAUAUAUCCGAACAGAUAUCCAGUAUUGACACCUUACAUGAGACAAGCCCCAGAAUAUGCAGAGGAAGUGUAGAAAAUUAAAUAGACAUAUUACACACUAUAGAGUAGAGGUUGAACACGCAUUCGGAGAAUUUAAAAAAAAAACACAAAGUUAUGGGGACUUUGUGGAGAUUCACAUCUGUUGUGACCAUAAGUUUCUGCAUUUGUGUGUCGUCGAAAAGACCUAUUUACAUGAUAAAAAAAUAUAAUUUCAUUUUACUAUGUAUCUCAAUUGGGUUUAUUUUUUUAUUUUGAGAGGACCCCUUGUUUUUCGUCAAUUGUAAUCGUAAGUCUAAGUGUAAUCCUAGGUAUAGACCUAGUUUCCGCAAAUGUCUAUUACUCAAUUAUUAAUCAGAAUGAUAAAAGAAUAACUAGUAUCAGUUAUCUUGAAUUGCAAUAUCAUUUCUCUGAUAUAAUUAUGUACAAAACAAAGAGAAAAAAAACUUAUUCUACAGUAAGUAAAUUACAUUCUGCACUUGCCUGGAUUUAAUCUAUUCUAUUGUAAAGAUUAAUAUCAUAUUUUUCUUCACUAUACAUAUAAAGUAUUAUGUGAGUAAUGAUUUUUAGAUGUGAUGUUAUUUCAUUAUUAGACAAGAUUUUGCUCGUCAUUCUUAUGAGUGUCAUUGGCGGUAUAAACAUACGGUAUAAAACUUUCAACGCGUUGGUUUUCUCUUUAAAAGCGUUUAUUUCACUUUUGACGAGUUGAUUAUCACUUUUAGUGCGUUGAUUGUAAAAACUAACGCGUUAAUUCGUAAUUCAUACGGUAUGAAAAAUCAACACGUUAGUUUUGCAAACUAUACCGUUAGUUUUCACUUUCAACGGUAUAGCCGUAAGUUCUACACUUGUGUCAACUAAUCAAAAUCUUUCUUACAAAUUUCUACCACACUGAUUCUCAUUUCAAUUGUACGCUGAAAGAAUAUGUUUAUAUAUUAUACAUAAUGUCUGUGCAGAAUUAUAUAUAUAAAACUUUAAUGCAAUGUUAAAAUGUUUGUAAUUUGUGUUCCUUUAUUAUAUAUAAAUCUGUAAAAAAAAAAUACUUACAUCAGAACAUGCAUUUCAACUCGGAAGUCGUUAUGAAAAUAGAUAUACUGUAGACUCAGAUACAGGUUAAAGGGGACGCAGUAAGAAAAUAUAGGAACCAAUGAAGCUUUGCUUUUUACACUAUUAUAUAUGUGAAUAUGGCUUGAGUGAACAUGAUGGACACGUUUUUUCUAGUAUAACUCAAGCGAUAAAAAGUAAUAACGGUUAACUCAAUUAAAACUUCUGAUUUUACAUUUUUUCUCUAAAAUGUAACAGCAAUUCAAUUAUUUGCAGAAGAGCACCAUGCAGUCUAGUUUGUCUAUAUACUAAUAAAAAAAGAAUAAAAUUAUGGCAGAAAACUUGUCUUGAAGUAUUCUGUCGUAAUUUUGCUCUUUUUCAAACAGUGAGUAAACUGGUUCAAUGAUUAUCUCCCUUCCAGGUAAUACUAGACGAAUCUAUUGACUAUAUGAGUUUACAGUUUACAAAAUAUGUUCUGGUUAGUAUAGAAAAAAGUGGAGAAAUAACAAUACAAUUGGGUUAUCAUAUAAAUAAUUUUAUAAUUUUCCUCAACAUGACAAACAAUAAGAUCAUAAGGUUAUUGGAGAUUUGUAUAAAACCAGUAUGGUUUUCUGCUAUGAAACAAUUCAGAUCCUAACGGUCCAACCACUAUGUCUUUCUAUUGUAGCUGUUUUAUCACAGGAAUAUGCCAAUACUCCUCAUAUGUAUGAAGGCGGAGCAGAGAAUUUGAAGAAAGAACUAAUAUUGAUUGAUUUUUGUUUGUUUUACGUCCAGUGGCAAAUAAUUCAUGUUCAGGAUGAGAACUAAUUAACAACAAAUACAAUUAUCGGUCCUCAAAUAGGAGUUGGCCGGGAUAAAGGACUGGGAAUUUGGAAUGCCGCUGAAAAAUGAGGGUACAUUGCCUAAAUAGGAGACAUACAUGACUCUGUUUAGGGUUUCUCUGGCUUCUUUGUCCUAUUUAUUUGGAUUUUCGGUCAAGAACUCAAGUCCAGAUUAUUUUCGUAUACUUUCCCAUCAGUGGUGUCUUCCUCGUCUCGCAUAGUACAGGAGGACGUCAGGUCGAUCUUCGAUCGGUUCAAAUAAACGACUUUUGUAUUUGCUACUUCUAUGCCAAGCAAGAGCAAAGCCUGGUGAAUAAUAUACCCGUUAUUCCUAGCACGUUAAAAAGGCAUAAACAGUAUUGUGUAUGUUAUUUUUCUAUUCGUGUACAAACGUUCAUUUUAUUCCUGUGUCAUUGUCAUAGUGUGUUGUAACAGAAUUAUUUUCACACAUCGUGUUUACUUAUGCUGUUCAUGACCGAUACACGAUUAAUUAUUUCGGUGGAAAGAUCAGAACACCGAUAAAGUAUAAUUUUGUUUUUAAGAGUUUGAAUUUUAAUGAAUAUGCAAUAAAAAAAAAAUAUAUAUAUAUAAAUCACUGCUUUCAGAGUACACCCUAAGCCAUUCUUACAUGAUUGAUAUUUUUUUGUUUGCCUAACGUUCCGUUGCAAAUGUCAUUCGUUUUAACUUAGUUUAACAAUCUUAAUAAAACCAAAUAUUCUCGAUUGUACAAUUUUACUAUAGAUAUUUUGACUUUCAUUUUGUUUAAGUUUUCGAUCUUAAAUUUAAGUUCAGUAUAGAUAUUUAUAGAAAUCAACUCUGGACAUUUUCUUUUACGACGAGAGACUGUUCUUCAAAUUAUCUUCAACCAAAGUGUGACUGUGAUAUGGUAUAGAAAUAUGUUCACUUUUGGUCUUUUUAUCGACCGACCGUAAAACCCUUGCCAAAGUUGAGCGCCCGUUUGGCUGUGCGGGUUGUAUAAAUACGCAGUCACGUCCGGUCAGAAUUCUGUCCAAUAUAUCCUCAUUUUACAGUGGCAGUCAAAAUUUUCUACGCUUUAAUAUGAGCGAUAUCCUAUUUCAGGACUUACUUAUCAUAUUAUUUGUUAAUUUAGUUCUCGUCCUGAACAUGCAUGAAUUAUUUCCUCUGGACGUUAAGCAAACAGCAAUCAAUCAAAUUCACUUUUUAGUGGAGUGUUUUUUUUUAUGAAACAUCUAGGUUACACUUUGUAGUAGUAAGGCAAAAUGUUGCUAGAUUGAAGAUUGCCUUAUUUUUUUUAAGAUCAUGGUAUUUCUUACAUACCAGACGGUAAGUGCUAUCUUUUCAAUUUAGUUCUUUAUACUCUGAAGGGAGAGUAGACCCACGUUCACAUAUCACGUCAACCGAUUCUACAAAUUAGAUUUUUAAAUUACGAACUGCACAUGUGUCGGACUAUUGGUGUGUCGGACAAAUGGGGGUAUCGGACUAUUGAGAUGUCGGACUAAUGGGAUGGCGGACCAAUGGGAUGUCGGAAUAGCGGGAUUAAAAGAGAAAACUAACGCGUUAAAAGUGAAAACCAACGCGUUGAAAUUUUUAUGCAGUAUGUUUAUACCGCCAAUGACACGAAUGGCCACUCAUACAUUCUUACCCUUUUUUUUUGGGACGAAUUUUGCUGCCACUUUGUAAAUUUAUUUUCAGACUAUAUGUAUAUAAUAUGUUUAUGUUAUGUGCUUUUUUAUGUUGUUCCACCACUUAUUUGUAAUAUUCAGCUCGAUGUGUGUAGGUUUUUUUGGGUUUAUGUUUUGCUCAAUCACAUUAUGCAAACGCAACAUACAUAUUGUUGAAGACAAUAAUUUAGAUUAUAGACAAAUUAUCCGGGGUUCUGCAAAAUAUGUCAACUUGAAUGAAUGGCGGGAAUUUGAAACACGGAAACUAGGGGGAAAAGGGGGAUAUAGAGAAGGUCCAAUUUGCGCUUGCAACAGGUCACAUUCGUAUUCCCAAUAGAUUUUUAGAAAAUAUUCUUUAUCCUGCAAACUCUCAGUCCUACAAGGAAAAAAUGAGCAUCUAUACACCAAAAAUACAACCGAGCAGGCAACCCUUAGUAUUAGUAAGCUGGCGAUUAAAAAAUAGAACAAAUAUCUAUACCCGAUUUCCCAAAAAUUGUACUCUUGUUUUAUACUACAUUUACUUAACAUCUGUAUUAAGGGUUACAGCUUGAUAAAAAUGUUCAGUUGUAAAGACAAAUAGAUUGUAACAUCUUUAUUGUAGCAAGCUCUUGUUUACCUAAUAUACGAAAGUUUACAAUGCUAAAUGCAACUUUUUCAAAAAAGAACAAAGAGAACAAAGAUUUGCAAGUGAUGUCGUGAAUUAUAUACCCUCACUAGUUAUAACGAAAAGGUCUGUGCUCAUUGGGUAUAACAAAAUAAAAGUAUAUUUGAACCCUAAAAUAUUUGGAUUUGGGUUUUUGAUUACCCUUUUUCACCUUUUUCUGUCCAAGCUAUAUCUGUCAUAAGAACUAUAUGUAGAAUUGAAUUUUUCCAUUGCUGAAACCAUAAAUGACGUCACUUCAGCAAGUAUAAAAAAGGGACAUAAAAGAGGUGCGAAAGAUACCAAAGGGACAUUCAAACUCAUAAGUCGAAAAUAAACUGACAACGUCAUGGCUAAAAAAGAAAAAGACCAACAGAAAAACAAUAGUAUACAAAACACAAUAUAGAAAACUAAAGACUGAGUAACACGAACCCCACUAAAACUGGGGGUGAUCUCAGGUGCUCCAGAAGGGUAAGCAGAUCCUGCUCCACAUGUGGCACCCGUCAUGUUGCUCAUGUUAGUACAAACCCGGUAAUAAGUCUAAUUCAGUAGGUCACAUUUGGGAAAAGGGAACGGGAUUGUAGUUACGACAUUUGGAACAUAUAAUUGGACAUCGAUUUGAGAAAGCAAAAAGUACUUUAAUUAGAAUGAACCAAGAAUUGAUCGUCUUUCUUUAUUAUCAUCGUUAUCAGUCUUUUCUCAGAUUUGAUGAACAUACGUCGAUUUUUAGACUGGAUUUCGAUACAAAAAUACUAGUGCAUAAAAUUAUUUGUUUAAAUUACGUACAACAAGGGAAAUACCACUUAAUUAUAAAUAAUUAAAGUUCAGCAUUAACCCGGUCGGUCUGCACACAUACAUCCCCGAAUAAUGCAAAUAUAUAUUAAAAAACCAUCAACUAAGUUGGAAUAAAGUCAUACAGACCUUGGAAAUGCCACUAUCUAUAUCAAAGAAAAAGGAUGCAUACAUCCCUGCCUGAGGAAUGUCAUUAUAUAACAAAAGUAGGUUUACCAUACACCAGGUCGGAAUGCAGACAUAUAGACCUAAAAAAUGCCAUUGUAUAUCUAAAACUUCUGGUUCAAUUUUAUCACGUCCGUAUGCAGGCAUACAGAACCAACUAAUUGAAAUAAUCACCAAAAAUUAAUUAAUAAGGGCGAUCUACGUCUGCAUAUUGACGGAUGGCAGUUUGCAGAUCGAGGACAGAAGAGAAAGUACAGACAUCAUCUAAGUGCAUGGGCAGAAUGCAAAGCCAAAACAAAACACAAACGUCUAAAAGAUGUACAUGUAAAACUGAAAACAGAAUUUAAAUAGCAUACUGUGACAGAAGUUUAAAACAAACAGGAAAAGUGUAAAUUUUUUUAAGAUACGAACGCUGUCGGUAUCCGAAUUUUCAAAUCGGUUUUAACCCAUCAUUUUCUUUGGAAAGUCAGGAAUAUGACAGUUGUUUUUUUGCUCGUUCCGGUGGUUCACAACAUUUGAUUUUGUCAGUUGUUAUGGACUUCCCCAAACUUUAACUUACCUUAGAGUUCGGUAUUUUUGUUAUACAUUUUUACUGUUAAACUAAUUUAACGGAUACUUUGUCCUCAUUUGGAUCUGUCUAACCUACGUCGUAACGAUUUAUUUUCGAUGGGUUUUAUCUUUCAUUGUUCACAUAAUUAUAUUAGAAAUUGUCCAAGUUUGACAUAUUCGACAAUUUAUGUUGCCGUAAGUCACGAAAAUAAAAUGCUCGCGUAAAAUUAGAUGGUUUACAGAAUUGAUAUAGCUUAUAUUUGUAAUAUUUUUGGGUUUAAUAAGAUGUAUGAAUGAUGUUUUAUAGUUUUUUGAAUUGUGAAUUACUAUUGGAAAAGGAAGUUAAAAACAUUUAUUCAAGACCUAUUUUCAAAUUGCAAAUUAGUAAGUAAAAUAGCACAACCACUUUCCAAGUGCAAUAUAAAUCUUGUAUUAAUAACAAAGCAAAACUUUGGUUUUCCCCCUAUGAUAUUUAAAUUUUUAUUACAAGUUUGACACAUUUUUUAUAUAGCCGGAAAUAUAUCAUAUUACUGUUUUGAACAGCAAAUUUGAAAUGUAACGUAAAUAUACCCCUAUUUAACGCAGUAUUUCGGUCCAAUGCACAUUUAAACAUUCUAAAAAUAAGUUAAUAACACAUUUUAAAUUUUGGAUCAUAUUUUAUGAUCCUUUACAUUAUAAAGCGGACAUCCAAGGCAGAGGAUUCGAUAUUUUAAAACAAAGCGGAGAUGAUGAAAAUUUUACUUAUACUAACAAUACUUGUUGGAUCCCUUACUUGUGUGACAGCUGUUGAUAGUAUAGAUGGAAAUUUGUUGGCCGAAGAAUUGCGAAAGAUUAAAAAAGGCAUUGGUGUGGAUUAUUUGCAGGAAGAGUUUGAUAAAAUUCCUUACGGACAAAAAUCCGGCACAGGAACUGAAAUAUUACAAAGAAUACAAUCCAAUCUAAAUACUGCACUGACCAACUUGAACACUGUUUUAGACAACGUAAAAACAAAAAUAGUGUCAGUUAAUCAGGACGGUUCUUCGACAAAUCUUCCAAAUUGUUGUGAUUUAUCAGACGACCAACUAACGUACGCACUAGAGUUUCAGACAAAGGUAGAUUUUAGUCAAGCAUGUGUAACCACUUCCCCGAUUGCAACAGAUAACCUAAAAUAUCCGACCGAUUUAAUCAGUGAUAUAAUGAAGAAGGAUUACCAAGACAACAAGAAUGUUUUGUGGCAGCAUUACAGUACGAGAGAAGGUGUAUUUGUCUUAUACCCUGCUACGAAGUUACAGAACUGUCAGAACUUUGAUCCAAGAUUUACGACUCCAUAUGCUUCAACAGCCUCUCCUUCGGAUAAAGAUGUCGUUAUUGUAAUUGAUACAAGUGCGUCAAUGAAACAAUCGUCUGCAGUCACGCCAAAGACAAAAAUUGUCAUUGCUAAAGAAGCGGCAAAUAAUGUCAUUCAGACACUAAAACCUAAUGACAGGGUUGGACUGGUUACAUUUAACCAAGAUGCAUUCUCUCCUUCCGGAAAUUCAUAUCAUUCAUGUUAUCAAAGUGAAAUGGCAUUUGCGACAAAGGAAAAUACAGACAAACUUAAGGGUUAUGUCUUUUCUAUAGGCACUGGAAGUUCAGUUUCCAACUUUGGAAAGGCUUUAGUUGCUGCUUUUAAGUUUUUCAAUUCCUCAGAUGACACUAUUAAAGUUCAAAAUAGAGAUCAGGUAAUUCUUUUUAUCAGCGACGGAAAAUCUACAUCCGGCAGUGAUCCUGUACAAGUUAUCAGCACUGAAAAUUCAAAACUUCAAAACAAAAUUACUAUAUUCACCUACCUGAUUGGACAAGAUGAACAAGCCAAAAUUCAGUUACAAAAUAUGUCAAGUCAGACCUUACAUGAUCCUUCUUUUGGACCUAAGCAAAUUGGACAUUUCGAAUACUUUGAUUUUGCUGAAUCCAAACAGAAGUUACUUUCUGUCAAAUUGGCAACAUUUUAUGAACAUUUGCCUAUCGACGGUCAGUCCGACCAGUCAACCUUUACAUCACCAUAUGUUGAUCCUUUUUCCAAAAUCGGAUUGAUCACAUCACUCUGUCGCACUGUUAAAGUAGCCGCGGGGUUUCAUGGAGUUAUAUGUACUGAUGUAAAAAUAAGUGAACUAUUGACUGAAAUAGAAUACUUCUCAGAAGAAGAAUAUUCCUACGGAUUUAUGAUAGACGGAACUGGGAGAGUCUUGAUGCACCCAUUAUUACCUAAUGCGGCUUUUGUCAGAUCUACUGAAGAUCCAGUAUUAGUUGAUAUAAGUGUUCUUGAACGUGCACCAGAAGCACAGUCCGUUAUUGAUUCAAUGAAAAGUGGUGAAUCUGGAUCUAAGGAGUUCAAUAAGUUCUUCAUAAAGCCACGUGGAAAACUUUUAAAUGACGGCAGUAAGGAUGUUAAUCUCAAAGCACAGUUGUUUUGGGGUCCAAUACCUAAGAGUAACUUUUCUUUGUGUAUUGUUCUUGUGGAAGAAUCGUACUCCGAAAUCGAUGAAUCAAAAUUCAACACAGAUAAAAGCAAUGUGUUUAUGUUCCAUGAUAGAAAUCUUUUGAAGGAUGACUUUAAAAAUUGUAAAUUCUACAGACGACGAGCUACAUUAGCUCACAGUUCUGUCAAGUUUACACCGACUGCUUUUCAGAAUCCGUUUCAAUUUCUAGACAGUGAUGAAACAGCCCUGAAUGUCACAAAAUAUAAAAAUUAUAUCACGGCGACAACGUCAAGUAAUCCAGGAUUUAAGUCAACUGUUCGAUCAUCUGUUUGGGCUACUUAUAAAGCUGAGCAGUUCUGGAAGGAACAUCCAGCCACUUAUGUGUCAUGGCGGUACAUUGGUACAAAAUCAGGAGUCAUGAGGACAUAUCCGGGAAUUUUGUUGCAUAAAAACUUUGACCAUGAAAAGAGACCGUGGUGGCGUCAGGCUUUAGGACAUCCAAACACUAUGUAUCUUACAACACCGUAUGUUGAUGGAUGGGGAUCCGGUAUAGUACUGACAUUCAUACAUACAUUACAUAAAGCAGGAACUGAUGGAAUUGGUGCAGUAACUGCCACUGUCGCUGCUGAUUUCCCGUUACAAUAUUUUAAUUGGUUUAUUAAUGAUAUUUAUCCCUCCUGCGAUGACGGAAACAGGUGCAUUAUUUUAGAUAAUAGUGGAUUUAUUGUCAUGCACCCUCGGCUUAAGGACACGACAGAUGAAUCAGAUUUUCUUGAACCUAAACAUAUUACUGUCGAGGAACCUGGUAUUGCUGAAAUGUUGACAUCUAAAGGAGUACUGAAUAGCAAAGAAUGCCAAGAUUUCUCUGUGAACACAAAUCUUCGAUCUUAUAGGGUUACCAUGCCAUCAGGAUUUUCGGGUGGAUUGGACUUGAAGGAUACUGAAAACAAUUUUGAGAUAAGACCAGUAACUGACAGUAAUUUGUUUAUUAUAAGAUUCCAGUCGAGACCAUCUACCGAAUGUACUUCAAUUUGUCAAGGAUCAAAGUCCCCAGAUGUAUUUGAGUGUCAGGAUAACUGCGACUGUUUAUGUCACAUACCAAUUACCUAUGACGUUUGUUCAAACAGAUAUAACACAGAAUCCGCUCCUUCACCAUGUAGUGCAAGAAUCCCAGAUACAUCUGGUAAAAACGAUCCUGAUAUAACUGAUGGCCUGGACGCAUGCUAUACACCAACAUGUCACGAGAAGUCGUCAAAACAAGAAUGUUAUAGCGAAGCUGAGUGUACGUGGUGCGAGUAUACAGACAUUGGACAACAAAUUGCUACGCCAUGUUGUAGGCUGAAAGAGGAUUGUUACUUUGGUAAAACAACACCUGAAAACAGAGAUACAUGUGCACCGAUAUCUACGCAGGCCCCUGCCGAAAGCGGAGGCGAAGGAGCAAAAACUGGUUGGAUAGUAGGUGGAUCUGUGGUAGCUGGAAUAAUACUCACUCUGGUUGUGUUCGGUGGAGUAAAGUAUUUCAGAAAUUGUGAAAGAGAAGAUCAAACAGAUCCAUAUAUAGAUGCUGUUCCUGAUCGUGGUGAACUUCCCCAAUACACAGAAAGAGAAGAAUGUACCGGCGAAGAAUCACCACAAAGAUUCUAUGAUAGGGCUAAUCAGAAUUUUUACUGUCAACCAAAUACAUGAAAUCGAUAAUACAUUGUAAUAUAUAAUCGAAAGGUUUGACGGUAUACGUACGUCCUUAUUGUUCACAGCUAUCAUUCUAGAUACCAGUAGGAGUCAACUUUUUUUAAUUUCUUUGUUAUGUAAUAGAAACGUGUCUUUCAUUUACGAUUUUCGUUUCUGAAAUAGAUAAAAUUUUGGUUUUAUCGACAUUGAUUGUCAAAUUUUUUUUUAAACAAUAGUUAUCAAAAAUAUUUAGAGUGUUGUGAAGGCCUUGAGAAGUUUAAGAAUAGAGAAAUGUGUAAUCACAAAGUAAUGCUAUAUAGUAAUAUCUGAAUAUUGAACUUGGUUUUUCCAUACAGUGAUCAAUACUAUUUAAAUUAUACUCAGUAAAUUAUUAUUGUUUAUCAUUAAGAAAAAUUGGAAAUAGAAGAAGGUAUAGAGUCUUUCCUGGUCGAAUUUAACCGAACACAUGACUGACAUGUUUGAGUACAUGUUACAUCCUACUUUAAAACUUUCAUUCACACCAUUUUUCUUUAUUUUUUUGCCAAAGACCGACUACGCACUAUGUUUUUCCAAACCGCGAUUGAGAUUAAUAGCUUUAAGUUUUGAAUGAAAAGGUUUUUUUACCCAAAAUCUUUGACGCUAUUUCAGUAACCAUGUGUAUAAUCUUAUCUACAAAUCUACUAAUAUCACGAGCGUCUGUUUCAAAGACGUCAAUUGCAUUAUUAAAACAAAUAAUUGCAAUGCUCUUUGAAUGCUUAGUUAUUUAUUAUAAUAUUAUCACAUAUGAUCAACAAACUGAUCUUUUUGUUUUGUGUUUUUUAGCUCACCGUUCCGAAUGAAAUGUGAGCUUUUGCCAUCACUUGGCGUCCGUCGUCGUCUGUCGUCGUCCGUCGUCGUCCGUCUGGUGUAAACUUUUUCAAACAUCUUCUCCUCUGAAACUACAGAACCAAUUCCAACCAAACUUAAGCUGAAUGAUGCUUAGGGUAUCUAGAAUAAAUUUUGUAUUUUAUUUACUGUUUUGUCAAAUGACAUGGCCGCCAUGACUAAAAAUAGAACAUAGGGGUAAAAUGCAGUUUUUGGCUUAUAUUUCAAAACCAAAGCAUUUAGAGCAAAUCUGACAUGGGGGUUAAAGUGUUCAUUAGGUACAGUUCUAUCAGCCCUGAAAUUUUCAGUUGAAUCUGAUAACCCAUUGUUGGGUUGCUGCCACUAAAUUGGUAAUUUUAAGGAAAUUUUGCAGUUUUUGGUUAUUAUCUUGAAUAUUAUUAAUGAUAAAAAUAAACUGUGAACAGCAAAAAUGUUCGGCAAGGUAAGAUCUACAAAUAAGUUCAUAUGAUCAAAAUUGUCAAUUGAUCCCUUAAAGAGUUAUUGCCCUUUAAGGACAAUUUUACACAAUUUGUUUAUCAUGUUUUCUAACUUUAAAAAAUCUUCUUCUCUGAAACUACUGAACCAAUUCCAACCAAACUUAAGCUGAAUGAUUCUAAGGGUAUCUAGAAUAAAGCCAGCAAAGUAAGAUCUACAGAUAAGUUAGUAUGACCAAAAUUGUCAAUUGUCCCCUUAAGGAGUUAUUGCCCUUUAAAAUCAAUUUUUCACAAUUUGUUCAUUUAGUUUGCUUACUUUAAAAAAUCUUCUCCUUUGAAACUGCUGAAUCAAUUUCAGUCAAACUUGGGCUGAAUAACUUCAGAGUAUCUAGUAUAAAUUUUAUAUUUUAUUUUCUUGUACGUCAAGAAACAUAGCCACUAUGGCUAAAAUGAAACAUAGGGGUAAAAUGCAUUUCUUUUAUUUUGAAGAAAAUAUGACAGAUACAAAGAACAUUUCAAUGGAAGUUUUAAGCCAUUCAUUAAUAUAUAUUGAAAAGCAAAAAUAAUCAUUGAUGAAAGAUUUAAGCAAAACAUUACAGGUGAGCGAUUCAGGCUCUUGAGAGCCUCUUGUUUUAUUUAUGACAUUAUUUCUAUCUAGAUGACUAUCAAUCUCCUGAAUGUUUCUUCAAUUUGUAAUAGGAUUAUGAGCAAAUUAUUCUUUUAUAUAACUGAUCAUAACUAACUAAGUAACUAAUUUUAUUCAGUAUAAAAUCCGGUAAAUAUGUAUUCAGUAUAAAAUCAAGUAUAUAUAUACACGUAAAAUGUCCAUGUAGAAUGUCAAGAGAAUGUACAUAUAUAUUCGAAAGUAAAAAGUCGAAGUCCGAAACAUUAAUCAGUCAUGCAAGUAAAUUUUCUGGAAUUAAGACCCAUUUGUUCGCCCUUAACCCACUUGAUGUCGCUAAUAUAAUGUGGUAAUUAAUGUGUUUGAUAAACGAUCAUGGUCAGUGGCGUUUUACCCCAAAAGAAUUUUACACAUGUGUAUAUCUUUACAAGAUACAUCUUGCUGCCUGAAAAUACUAUUUUAGGUAAAUCUUUGGCUAAUAUCAGAAUAUUAAUAUCAAGCUCUUGAAAUAAGGUUAUUUUGCCGUUUUUACAGUUUUGCACAAAAUUCAUGAAGUUUGAAGUCCUUUUGCAAAUAUUUCAGACACAUUCACAUAUAUGAAUAAUAGUGUCCGAUAAACUACUGUCUUAUGAAAAUCUGCAGGAUGCUUUUUGGUUGAAGUAUGAUAAAAAAAAAUAAUUUCGAAUUCAAGUGGCCGAAAAAGACGUCUUAUCAUACUUUCUUAUUUUUUCAAAAUCUUUCAGAAGUACACUAUUCAUCAUUUUACGCCAAAUAAUCAUAGCAAAUGUACGGACUAAAAGUCGAAAUAAGAAGAUUUGAAAUGAAAAACUUUUGCUGUUUUUUUUUAAAUCGCUAUUGCGCUUCCGUAGAAACAUUUUACUGUAAAAUGAUAGUAUUAAAUGUCAUGCAUCUUAAUGUGUUUACCAAGAGUAUAUAUGAAGACAGCGAUGUGUUCAUUUUUUUUUCUAGUUCUGAUUGCCCCACAUCAAAAGUUCUGAUUGUCCCACAUCAAAGUUCUAAUUGUCCUACAUUAUUUUAUAGUGUCAGCAGUUCUUAAAUAAACAAUGAACGAUUGUUUUUUUCUAUGAGCAAUUUAAUGAAAAUUAAUAAUUGCUUUAACAUACUAUUAGUUUGAUAUCAAUUGUAUUGAUGUAUGCUGAUGAUACUAUUUUUUAGGUAAAUAUAAAUUAUCUGUAAAAAAUGAUAGACGUUGUUCAUUUAUGUUUUAAAGUGCAUAAUUUGCAUAUUAAUAUGCUCAAAACUAAGAUUAUUGUAACAGAGAUGUUUAUAAACCAGAGGAGAAAUGGUCCAUUAAUGGAGAGUAUAUUGAGUUACGUGAUGAAUUUACAUAUCAUGGUAUAUAAUUGUUCAAUUAUAAUGGUAUUUUACUAAUACUCAGAAAAUGAGUCAAUUCAAGGUAAAUUUAAGUUUAUUAAAUAAAAUUUAAGACGAAUACAUCAAUACAGAGACACUUCUGUCUUUAUUUGACAUAUCAUAUAAUAUAUGUUUCAGGCAGAGUGAAUUGUGGUAAUACAGUGUGGGAAUAUUGUAAUGCAUCGACAUUGAAACUCUUCAUUUAUAUUUUUAAAAGAAUAUUUUGAAAGUAAAAAGAGUACUACACAUCUAGUCCUGUUGAAUUUACAGACGUAUGUAUCGCAAAAUGAUCAAAUAUUAGUGUAAAUUGUUAAAAACUGACAAAUGUAUUCUGAAUUUUUUUUUUACAAUUUAUGUAUAGAAAUAUUGGAUGCUAGCUACGUAAAAGUAAUUUCAAAUUGAAUUGGUCAUGUAAAAUAAACAAUUUACUAUGUAAUUAAGGUUGAUGUAAUGUGUGGUUGACACAAAAUGUUAUAAAUGAAUAUGUGUUAACAGCCGUGUUGCUGAUAGAUUUAUAACUAAAGCAAUGUAAUUUUUUUGGAAUCUCUUUUACAAAUACAUCUAUGACAGUCAUGGUUCGCACUUGUAUAAUGUAUAUUUACCAGUUGAUAUGAUAUUUCAGAGAUAGCGUGUGCUAUCAUUAUUUCCUUGAUAGAGGGUUGCUGCUUAAACAAAAGGUCUAAGUGGUGAAAUCAGAAUUAUCCUUUCGAAAAUUCUACGGAAGCCAUCUAAGUAGACCGGUGAAUUUAAGAUAUAAACCAGUAACUAGCCAGAAUGGUUUACAUGAACGUAACUAGAACAUUGAAACUGGAAGGUUUUUGAAUAUCAACAGAAACAAUAGAAUAUGUAAUACGUGCAACUGUAAUUCUGCAAAGGAUGAAUACCAUACAAUUUUGUAAUGUAUUAAAUAUAAAGAUCAUCCAAUGAGUAUAAAAACCUUAUUACUGGAGAAAUCCAUCAUUUUUUAAACUCAUUAAAAUGUUAUCUGUUCGAAAUAUAAAAGAACUUUAUAAUUAUAUUGGAAAGUAUUUAUAUAUUGCCAAAAGAACUUGCAAUUGUUGGAUGUGUAUAUCAUGCUUUCAGAUUGUUUAGUUAUGAUAUAAGUUACGCAGUGUGCUAGUGAUCUAAUCCGAUGUAUAUGCGGUCAGUAAAUUCCAUAUGGGGUGAGAGCAAUUUAUCUUACCGACUAUCUCAAUUUGUGGUAUUUAGACUAGUGGCCUAUCAAAAGGUUCAAGUCUUCAAUAUAAAGAACCUAUUUCCAUUGGUAUAUACAAAAACAAAUGCCAACAAUAACAACUUGAUAGCUUUUGUUGUGUUUUCUGCAAUUAUUUCAAUCGUUCAUCUUCAGUUUCUUCAUCUGUUGUCAGGGCGAAACAUUUCAGAUUUUUCUUCAAAGCCGUGUUGUUUUUAUAAAGGGGCGUAACACCACUACUAACCAUGUAUUCAAAUAAACCACGCCACUAACCACAUAUUAAAUAUACAAGGUCUCCACACGGUCGGUUUUAACAAAUGACAUUCCUAGAAAUGUAUAGAAGGUGAGUUAACAAUUAAUAUUAUGCUCCUAGAUUGUUUUAGCUUGUAUGAAUUGCAUUAAUGAAUUACACAAUUGUUCUACGUGAUGAAUACUUAAUAUUAUAUUAUACUUGAUACCUAUAUAUAAGCUGUAUUGCUCUUAGAAUAAAGACUAUAUAUAUAUAUAUAUAUAAUAAGUACGUCUGAACCAAUGCAUGACGACUCUACAACAGAUUUUAUCCAUCGGAUCACCAGCAGCGAUGGUGAUACAAGGCUGAAAAAACAUUCUGUAUAUAUAAUUCGUCUAAAUAACAGCCCAACAAUGUUAGAUCUGUAAAUUUGCGGAAGCAAAUUUGUUGUUCUUCACUGGCCUGGAUUCAAACUCAUAUAUAUAUAAUAUGUGUAAAUACGGAUUGUUGAAUACUCCUUGAUAUAUACGCACUUUGAUAACAUUUAGAAGUUAUAAUAAAAUAUAUCUAUAAUGUUAUGAAUUUGUUUAUAAAUUUGUGUAUUUUAGUUUAUUAAAUAAAUUUAUUUUGUUUUAAUAA
This is a messenger RNA of Mytilus californianus (California mussel), 17361 nucleotides long. Its product is annotated as VWFA and cache domain-containing protein 1-like. The transcript has 24 exons. The record is from RefSeq and is a predicted model, not a curated record. Bases 8627 to 12025 code for a protein of 1132 amino acids. Gene Ontology annotation, molecular function: voltage-gated calcium channel activity. NCBI's taxonomy places the organism in Eukaryota, Metazoa, Mollusca, Bivalvia, Mytilida, Mytilidae. Gene Ontology annotation, cellular component: voltage-gated calcium channel complex.